CCUCGGCUCCACUCCGAGGAGGAACCCGGUGCCCCUGGCCGACCGCUUCCAGUUGCUUUGCCCCCAAGAUGGAGGUCUGCAGAUGGCACUGCUAGCGUUCACCCGUCGCCGCGACCGCCCGUGUGUCUUCAAUGACGCUUUCGUCGGGACAAAAGUGAUUUGGGGCCAUCUUUUUCUCGAUUUUCUGGGGGAUUUACUCGGGAGGUACUGAGCUCCGGACGCGGGGUCGAGGCAGCCAUGAGCUCCGGGGAAGGAGCGGAGGAGACGACGAAGGACACCGGCGACAUAACGCCGUAUGUGAAGAGCGAUGGAUCCCUCCCUAAAGAACCCAAAGGAGAUGUAUCCAGUCAGAUUGCAGGUUUCAGGAGAAAUGAGGAGAUGAGGGCCAUGGAGGUGCUUCCCAUCCUCAAAGAAAAAGUUGCCUUUUUGUCAGGUGGCAGAGACAGACGCGGUGGUCCAGUGUUAACGUUUCCAUCACGCAGCAACCAUGACAGAAUACGAACGGACGACCUGAGGAGACUGAUCGCCUACCUCGCCGGCAUCCCCAGCGAGGAGGUGUGUAAACAUGGCUUCACGGUCAUCGUUGAUAUGCGUGGCUCCAAGUGGGACAGCAUCAAGCCUCUGCUGAAGAUCCUGCAGGAGUCGUUUCCGUCCUGCAUCCACGUCGCCCUCAUCAUCAAACCAGACAACUUCUGGCAGAAGCAGAGGACCAAUUUCGGCAGCUCCAAGUUUGAAUUUGAGACCACCAUGGUGUCACUAGAGGGCCUCACAAAAGUCGUGGACCCCUCCCAGCUGACGGCGGACUUCGAUGGCAGUCUGGACUACAACCACGAAGAGUGGAUAGAGGUGCGUGUGGCGUUUGAGGAGUUCUCGGGUCACGCCACACAGAUGCUGGCCCGACUAGAGGAGAUGCAGGAAACUGUGUCAAGGAAAGAUUUCCCCGUAGACCUGGAUGGAGCCAGAAGGAUGAUAGAAGAGCACGCCACACUGAAGAAGAAAGUCAUAAAAGCACCGAUAGAAGAGCUGGACACUGAGGGUCAGAGGUUACUGCAGCGCAUCCAGAGCAGCGAGUCUUUCUCCAACCGCAACGGGAGCAGCGGUGGCAGCAGCGGCAGCAGCAGUGGGAGCAGCGGGGUCUGCAACGCCGACACCCAGGGCCUGGUGCCGCGGAUCACCCAGCUGCUGGACAAGCUGCACUCCACCCGGCAGCACCUCCACCAGGCCUGGCACGUCCGCAAGCUGCAGCUGGACCAGUGCUUUCAGCUCCGCCUGUUUGAACAGGACGCAGAGAAGAUGUUUGACUGGAUCAUGCACAACAAGGGUUUGUUCCUGGCAGGCUACACCGAGAUUGGCAACAACCACCCCCACGCCGUUGAGCUCCAAACCCAGCACAACCACUUUGCUAUGAACUGCAUGAACGUUUACGUUAAUAUCAACCGCAUCAUGUCAGUCGGUAACCGGCUGCUGGAGUCAGGUCACUACGCCUCGCAGCAGAUUAAGCAGAUCUCAGGUCAGCUGGAGCAGGAGUGGAAGGCGUUCGCUGCCGCACUUGAUGAACGCAGCACGCUGCUGGAGAUGUCUGCGACCUUCCACCAGAAAUGUGACCAGUACAUGAGUAACGUGGACUCGUGGUGCAAGGCGUGCGGCGAGGUGGAUUUGCCCUCCGAGCUGCAAGACCUCGAAGACGCCAUUCACCAUCACCAAGGCCUGUAUGAACACAUCACUGCUGCCUAUUCUGAGGUGAGCCAAGAUGGCAAAGCGCUGUUGGACAAACUGCAGCGACCUUUGACCCCAGGCAGUGCUGAUUCUCUGACUGCCUCGGCAAACUACUCAAAAGCGGUGCACCACGUCUUGGACAUCAUCCACGAGGUUCUUCACCACCAGAGACAGCUGGAAAACAUCUGGCAGCACCGCAAAGUGCGGCUGCACCAACGUCUGCAGCUCUGCGUCUUUCAACAGGACGUCCAGCAGGUGCUGGACUGGAUAGAAAACCACGGCGAGGCCUUUCUCAGCAAACACACAGGUGUGGGAAAAUCCCUGCACCGAGCACGAGCUUUACAGAAACGACAUGAAGACUUCGAGGAAGUGGCACAGAACACGUACACAAAUGCCGACAAGCUACUGGAGGCGGCCGAGCAGCUGGCCCAGACGGGAGAGUGCGACCCAGAGGAGAUAUACCAGGCCGCCCACCAGCUAGAAGACAGAAUCCAAGACUUUGUUCGCCGCGUGGAGCAGCGCAAAGUCCUGCUGGACAUGUCUGUCGCCUUCCACACGCACGUCAAAGAGCUCUGGACAUGGCUGGAGGAGCUACAGAAGGAGCUGCUGGACGACGUCUACGCAGAGUCUGUGGAGGCCGUCCAAGAUCUGAUCAAACGCUUUGGCCAGCAGCAGAAGAGCACCCUGCAGUUUACCGUCAACGUCAUCAAGGAGGGAGAGGACCUGAUCCAGCAGCUCAGGGACUCUGCCAUCUCCAGCAACAAGACGCCCCACAACAGCUCCAUCAACCACAUUGAGAGCGUCCUGCAGCAGCUGGAUGAGGCGCAGGCGCAGAUGGAGGAACUCUUCCAGGAGAGGAAGAUCAAACUGGAACUCUUCCUGCAGCUACGGAUCUUUGAAAGGGAUGCAAUUGAUAUCAUCUCAGACCUGGAGUCCUGGAACGAGGAGCUGACGGGUCAAGUUAAUGAUUUUGACAUCGAGGACCUGACGCUAGCCGAGCAGCGGCUGCAGCACCACGCCGACAAGGCUCUGACCAUGAACAACCUCACCUUCGACGUCAUCCACCAGGGGCAGGAGCUGCUGCAGUACGUCAAUGAAGUCCAGGCCUCUGGUGUGGAGCUGCUGUGUGACCGGGAUGUCGACAUGGCCACAAGGGUUCAGGACUUGCUGGAGUUCCUCCAUGAGAAACAGCAAGAGCUGGACUUGGCAGCUGAGCAGCACCGCAGGCACCUGGAGCAAUGUGUCCAGCUGAGACACCUGCAGGCUGAAGUCAAACAGGUUCUGGGUUGGAUCCGUAAUGGUGAGUCAAUGCUGAACGCUGGUUUGAUAACAGCCAGCUCCUUGCAGGAAGCGGAACAACUGCAGAGGGAACAUGAACAGUUCCAACACGCUAUUGAGAAAACUCACCAGAGUGCUCUGCAGGUUCAGCAGAAGGCAGAGGCUCUGCUCCAGGCCAACCACUACGACAUGGACCUGAUCAGAGACUGUGCAGAGAGUGUGGCCUCCCACUGGCAGCAGCUCAUGCUGAAGAUGGAGGACAGACUCAAGCUAGUCAACGCCUCCGUGGCCUUCUACAAGACCUCUGAACAGGUGUGCAGUGUGUUGGAGAGCCUGGAGCAGGAGUAUAAGCGAGAAGAGGACUGGUGCGGAGGAGCCGACAAACUGGGACCAAACUGUGAAACGGACCACGUCACCCCCAUGAUCAGUAAACACCUGGAGCAGAAGGAAGCUUUCCUCAAGGCGUGCACUCUGGCCAGAAGAAAUGCAGAUGUCUUCCUCAAGUACAUGCACAGGAACAGUGUCAACAUGCCCGGGAUGCUGAGCCAUGUCAAAGCACCAGAACAACAGGUUAAAAACAUCCUCAAUGAGCUGCUGCAGAGAGAGAAUCGUGUUCUCCACUUUUGGACCAUGAGGAAGCGCCGGCUGGACCAGUGUCAGCAGUAUGUGGUGUUUGAACGCAGCGCCAAACAGGCUCUGGAGUGGAUUCACGACACUGGGGAGUUUUACCUGUCCACACACACCUCCACUGGCUCAAGUAUCCACCACACACAGGAACUGCUGAAGGAGCAUGAGGACUUCCACAUCACAGCCAAGCAAACUAAGGAACGUGUGAAGCUGCUGAUCCAGCUGGCUGAUGGCUUCUGCGAGAAAGGCCACAGUCAUGCUGGAGAGAUUCAGAAAUGGGUGACGGCUGUGGACAAGCGCUACAGAGACUUCUCCCUGCGUAUGGACAAGUACCGCUGCAGCCUGGAGAAAGCCCUGGGCAUCUCGUCGGACUCUAACAAGGCGAGUAAGGAUCUCCAGUUGGACAUCAUCCCCGCCACGGCUCCAGGGUCAGAGGUCAAGCUGAGGGAUGCCGCUCAUGAGCUAAAUGAGGAGAAGCGCAAGUCGGCCCGCAGAAAGGAGUUCAUCAUGGCGGAGCUGAUUCAGACAGAAAAGGCCUACGUACGAGACCUGCGGGAGUGCAUGGAUACCUACUUGUGGGAGAUGACCAGUGGAGUUGAAGAAAUUCCUCCAGGAAUCAUCAACAAGGAACACAUCAUCUUUGGAAACAUGCAGGACCUCUAUGAAUUUCACCAUAACAUCUUUCUUAAAGAGCUGGAGAAAUAUGAGCAGCUUCCAGAGGAUGUUGGCCAUUGCUUUGUCACAUGGGCUGAUAAGUUCCAGAUGUAUGUCAACUACUGCAAGAACAAACCUGACUCCACCCAGCUCAUCCUGGAGCAUGCUGGGAACUAUUUUGAUGAAAUUCAACAGAGGCACCGACUGGCCAACUCCAUCUCUUCCUACCUGAUCAAGCCUGUGCAGAGAAUCACCAAGUAUCAACUCCUGCUGAAGGAGCUGCUGACGUGCUGUGAAGAAGGUAAAGGAGAGAUAAAGGAUGGGCUCGAGGUGAUGCUCAGUGUUCCUAAGAAAGCCAAUGAUGCCAUGCACCUCUCAAUGCUGGAAGGUUUCGAUGAAAACAUCGAGUCCCAGGGAGAGCUCAUUCUCCAGGAGUCCUUCCAGGUUUGGGAUCCGAAGACUCUGAUCCGUAAAGGUCGAGAGCGCCACCUCUUCCUCUUCGAAAUGUCUCUGGUCUUCAGCAAGGAGGUCAAAGACUCAAAUGGCCGCAGCAAAUACAUCUAUAAGAGCAAACUCUUUACGUCAGAGUUGGGGGUGACAGAGCACGUAGAAGGGGACCCCUGUAAAUUUGCUCUAUGGAUGGGACGCACCCCAACCUCAGACAACAAGAUUGUACUCAAGCUAAGCCAGGGAUCCAAACAUGGAGCCAUGGCGUCGAGCAUCGAGAACAAGCAGGACUGGAUCAAGCACAUCCGGGAGGUGAUCCAGGAGCGCACCAUUCACCUGAGAGGAGCCCUCAAAGAGCCCAUUCAUAUUCCUAAAGCAACAACAGCCAAGCACCACAAGGGCCGAAGGGAUGGAGAAGACCUGGACAGUCAGGGUGAGGGCAGCAGCCAACCGGACACCAUCUCUCUGGCCUCCCGCACCUCUCAGAACACACUGGACAGCGACAAGCUCUCUGGUGGCUGUGAGCUGACUGUGGUGAUACACGACUUCAUGGCCAGCAACAGCAACGAGCUGACUGUGCGCCGCGGCCAGACGGUGGAGGUUCUGGAGCGCUGUCACGACAAGCCGGAUUGGUGCCUGGUCAGGACGACAGACCGCUCCCCCGCCCAGGAGGGCCUGGUUCCCUGCGCUAUGCUCUGUAUCGCCCAUUCCAGGUCCUCCAUGGAGAUGGAGGGCAUCUACAACCACAAAGACACUCUGUCAGUGUGCAGCAAUGACUCCAUCAUGCCAGGGUCGUCCGCCACACUUCAGCCUGGUCACGGCAUUGGCUCUCACAUCUCACCAGGGCCCAAACGACCAGGUAACACCCUGCGGAAGUGGCUCACCAGCCCGGUGCGCCGGCUAAGCAGCGGCAAGGCAGAUGGCCACGUGAAGAAGCUGGCUCACAAGCACAAGAAGAGCCGCGAGGUGAGGAAGAGCGGGGAGAUGACAAUGGGCUCGCAGAAAGACUCUGACGACAGCGCCGCCACACCACAGGAUGAGACUGUGGAGGAGAGGGUUCGUAACGAGGGCCUGUCGAGCGGCACGCUGUCCAAGUCCAGUUCUUCGGGCAUGCAGAGCUGCGGCGAGGAGGAGGGCGAGGAAGGUGCUGACUCGGUGCCACUGCCUCCACCCAUGGCCAUCCAACAGCACAGCCUGCUGCAGCCGGACUCACAGGACGACAAGACCUCCUCUCGUCUGUCGGUGCGACCGUCCAGUUCGGAGACGCCCAGUGCCGCCGAGUUGGUGAGCGCCAUCGAAGAGUUGGUCAAAAGCAAGAUGGCUCUGGAGGACAGACCCAGCUCUCUCUCAGUGGAACAGGGCGACAGCAGCUCGCCCUCCUUCAACCCCUCUGACAACUCCCUCCUUUCAUCCUCCUCCCCCAUGGAAGAGGUGGAUGAACGCAGGAACAGCAUCCUCAAGAAAAGACAUGACAUUCUGUUGGAGUUGAUGGAGACGGAGAGAGAUUAUGUCAGGGACCUUGGUCUGGUGGUGGAAGGCUACAUGAGUCGGAUGAAGGAGGAGGGCAUCCCUGAUGAUAUGAAAGGGAGAGACAAAAUAGUGUUUGGCAACAUCCACCAGAUCUACGACUGGCACAAAGACUUCUUCCUCGGGGAGUUGGAGAAAUGUUUGGAGGACCCUGACAGACUGGGACCACUCUUUCUCAAGCAGGAACGGAGACUCAACAUGUACGUGGUGUACUGUCAGAACAAGCCCAAGUCAGAGCACAUCGUCUCAGAGUACAUUGACACCUAUUUUGAGGACCUGAAGCAGCGGCUGGGACAGAGGCUGCAGAUCACAGACCUGCUCAUCAGGCCAGUCUCGAGGAUCAUGAAGUACCAGCUGCUGCUCAAGGCUUUUCUGAAACACUCUAAAAAGGCUGGACUGGAGUCUACGGAGCUUGAGAAAGCCGUGGAGGUCAUGUGCAUUGUGCCAAAGAAGUGUAAUGACAUGAUGAAUGUUGGCCGGCUUCAGGACUUCGAUGGGAAGAUCGUGGCACAGGGACGUCUUCUGCUGCAGGACACGUUCAUGGUCUCUGACCCAGAGGGCAGUCUGAUUGGCCGGAUGAAGGAGAGGAGAGUCUUCCUCUUUGAGCAGCUUGUCAUCUUCAGCGAGCCCCUCGACAAGAAGAAAGGUUUCUCCUUGCCUGGCUUUCUCUACAAGAACAGCAUAAAGGUCAGCUGUUUGGGUCUGGAGGACAAUGUGGAGAGCGACCCUUGUAAAUUCAUCCUCACGUGUCGGUCGACCAACGGCAUCGUAGAGUCCUUUGUGCUUCACUCCGCCCAUGCAGGAGUGCGUGAGGUCUGGACCCUUCAGAUCAGCCAGAUACUCGAGAGCCAACGCAACUUCCUCAAUGAGUAUCAGAGGAACCAUGUAGGGGCAAGUGGUGGCUCGUGUGUGCCCAGCAUGGGAGCUCCAGGUGGAUGUACAAGUGUUUCUAGUGCGCCUCCUGGAGUUGGAGGCUCCCAGGGUAGUUCCAGCCCUUCAGGACCCCAGGGUGGCUCUCGUCGGCCCUCCAGAAUCCCCCAGCCCUCCCGCCUGCCCCAACCCCUACGCCACCACCCCGGGGCCGACCCCGAUGGCCCCAACAAGAUGUCAGGUUCUUCCCCUCGUCCUGUCCCUCCUCCCCUUCUCCUUCCAGCGGGUAGCCAACAGGGCAAGCGCCCUAGCCAGACACCCGAUGAGCAAGCACAGACCCCCACUCCUGCCAGUGUUGUAGCCCCUAUUCCCCGUGCCACAGUUGGGCCACUGCCAUCAACACCCACUUCCAAACCACGGCCUGGAGCCGUGGCUCUUGUGACCUCCCCCCUGGCCACUCCCAGCUUUAGCAAAGACAUCCUCCCUCCUCCCCCACCCAGCCCCGGCCAGAAGUCCGGAUCUGGAUUCUGGAACUCUAUGCCAGGCUCUCCAGCCAGCCGGCCUGGCUCAUUCACCUUCCCUGGGGAGGCUGGAGAGAGUCCAGUCCGCCAGAAUUCAAACCAGACCCAGACUGGCUCUGGACCUGGUAGCCAAACACACAGGCACUCCACACACAGCAAGGAGGCAGACCGCAUGAGCACAUGCUCGUCUGCCAGCGAGCAGUCCAUCCAGUCCACCCAGAGUAACGGGAGUGAAAGUAGCAGCAGCAGUAGCGUAUCCACCAUGUUGGUGACCCAGGACUACAUGGCUGUGAAGGAGGAUGAGAUCAGCGUCAUUCAGGGCGAGGUCGUCCAGAUCUUGGCCAGCAACCAGCAGAACAUGUUUUUGGUGUUCAGGGCGGCCACCGAGCAGGGCCCCGCUGCCGAGGGCUGGAUCCCCGGAUUUGUGCUGGGACACACCUCGGCCAUCGUCCCUGAUUGUCCCGAGGGAUCCAUCAACAGGAAGUCUUCAUCCUGGCACACGUCCCUGCGCAUUCGUAAAAAAUCAGAGAAGAAGGAGGCAAAGAAAGAGACCAAGCUGGAAAACGGUUACAGGAAGUCCAGAGAUGGCCUGGCCAAUAAGGUUUCUGUAAAGCUUCUAAAUCCAAACUACAUCUAUGAUGUUCCCCCGGAGUUCCUCGUACCUCUGAGUGAUGUGACCUGCGACAACGGAGAGAGCGUCACCCUCAGGUGCAAGGUCUGUGGUCGACCCCGGGCCGCUGUCACCUGGAAGGGACCCAACCAGAGCAACCUCGCCAACAAUGGACACUUCAGCAUCACCUACAGUGAUACGGGUGAAGCUACACUGAGGAUAAUUGGUGUAGCCUCUGACGAUGAUGGCGUUUACACUUGUGUUGCCACAAACGAGCUGGGCAGUGUUGCAUCCUCCGCCAGCCUCAGAGUGUUGGCUGUGUCCACUGAUGGGAUCAGAGUGAGCUGGAAGGACAACUUCGAGGCUCACUACACUGAAGUGGUUGAACUGGGAAGGGGUCGUUUCUCCGUCGUCAAGCGUUGUGACCAUCAGGGAACCAAACGUACGGUGGCGGUGAAACAAGUGAACAAGAAGUUGAUGAGGAGGGAUCGGGUGACUCAGGAACUCAAUCUGCUCCAGAGGCUCCAGCACCCCCACAUAGUCAGUCUCAUAGACACGUAUGAAACCCCCAGCAGCUACGUCCUGGUCCUGGAGAUGUCUGACCAAGGUCGUCUGCUGGACUACAUCGUGAGCUGGGGGAAUCUGACGGAGGAGAAAGUAUCCUGCUACCUUCGGGACGUUUUAGAAGCUUUACACUACCUGCACAACUGCAGGAUAGCACACCUGGAUGUAAAACCUGAGAACUUGCUGGUGACUCACAGCUCCAACGGCCAGCCAACGGUCAAACUCACAGACUUCGGUGAUGCCGUCCAGCUCAACAGUGCCAACUAUAUCCACCCCCUGCUGGGCAGUCCUGAGUUUGCCUCCCCGGAGUUGGUCCUUGCAGAGCCAGUAUCGCUGACCUCUGACCUGUGGAGCCUGGGCGUCGUGACCUACGUGCUGCUGAGCGGUGCCUCCCCUUUCCUGGAUGAGAGUGCAGAGGAGACCUGCCUGAACAUCUGCCGGCUGGACUUCAGCUUCCCCAGGGAUUACUUCCAGGGCGUCAGCCAGGCGGCCCGGGACUUUGUGUGCCUGCUUCUGAGGACCGACCCCGGCAGGAGGUGUCCGGCCGGGCUCUGCCUACAGGAGCAAUGGCUGCAGGCUGGUCUGGCUGACGACCGAGCUAGAGCCGAGAGCUGCCUGGACACCUCCCGCCUCAUCUCCUUCAUAGACAGGAGGAAACAUCAGACUGACGCGCGGCCCAUCGGAGGCGUCAGGAGCUUCAUCCAGAGUCGCCUUCAGCCCCGAGUGUGAGGCCUGAGAAAGGAUUCACAAAUGUCAACCCACUCCCUCACGGCGCCUCACCAGUUUGACCACAGCAGGAGACACCAGACACACCUGCGCUUGUUGUCCAACGCUGAGACCGCAGAGGGGCUGCAGACUCCUGUGGGACUGAGCAUCUUGAUUGUCUCGAUGUAAAAGAAGGAGAAACCAUGAAUGCUGAUCUUAUCCUGUUUCACAGAAUGUUGAUUUACUCAAGUCCUGUUGUCCUCUUCUCAAUUAAUCUGAGACCUGUUGAGGUCUCCAGCCAAUCAGAGCCCUAGAGAACAGAGUUGUCACUUCCCACGUAAAUUAAUGUAUCCCCCUUGUCUACUGCUGCUUGCUGGAUUCAACUCAAAACUGAUUUUGUAGUAAAGUGAACAAAAAUCAAAAAAAAAAAAAAAUGAAAAACUUUAUGGAGGUAAUUUAUUUUCCUUUGCGAGAGUUAAAGCUGAUCAGUGGAGCCAGUUGAUCGAGCCUUGACCCCCCCACUGCACAGCUGCAGAGCUUUCAGGAGAAAGUGAUGCCCACAGAGCGAGUGAUAGCGCCGAGAGCAAACGGUCCUCCCUCGGGUCGAGAGAGAGCGACACGGACAUGGUGCGAUUUUGCUCUUUUACACUAAACUGUAACUCAAAGACAUUUUAGGAGCAGCCCUUUCUUAUAGAAACUAUGUAUAGAAAGGAAAAGUACCGUCUCUACGUUUCCAAAAAAAACAACAACAAAAAAAAUCAAUUGUAGAAAAUGCUCGUCAGUUGAAAGCUGCUGCGCUACUUGGACUCUGUAGACGGUGAGCGCGCUUGUUGACCUUACUGAGACGUUUAUACGUGCGAUCAGAGCUCUUCGAUUGGCUGCGCUUACAUUACGUACCUAAUCUAAGAUACCACGAUGACCAUGUUGCGAGUAACAAUGCUGCACUGUCCAAUCUGAGAAGAAACACCAGACAUCAUCGUUUGCUUUUCCCUAGAACAAACUUGUGUUGCGCGGAUGUGAGAUGUUUAAGCCUUACGUUGUAAAUAGACGUCUGCCUCCUUUCUACUCACAUUCACAGUGAGCGAGCGUCGGAGGUGGUCGUCGGGUAGAUGGGGAGUGAAUGUGGAGGCAGAGGAAGACAAAUUACUGUAAAUGCACUCAUUGUAUGUUAUGUUUGAUUAUCAUGUGCAAUGUUGCGGCUUUAACAUUUUAUGCAACUAUUUAUGAAGACAUCUGUUGUAUCUGUAAUAAAUCUAGAGAAAAGCAUGUACUUGGUACUGCAAGCACUGCUGGUAGUUUGUGGUUAUUUGGUCUCGGAGCGUGACGACUUCCAGGCAAAAGGUCACCAUCUAAACUCAUCACGGGCUAAUCAAAAUCCAUUCAACACGUUUGCUUCUGUACGCCUCUGUAGUAUUGGUACACCAAAGUUACUCUAGCAUUAUAGUUCUUAGCAAAACAUGUUUUAAUGUGAUUACGCGUCGCUUGAGUGAGGUCAUCGAUGAUCAUGUGAAACGAUUGUUUACAGGAGCAGGACAGACACGGAACGAAAGGAAACAUCGACUCUUGUGAUUCGGAGCAGGAGCUGAACGCAUCAUUUCCUAAAUGGUGUUUGUAACUUUAUGUACAGAUACUUGUUUCUAAAAUAUUUCUUCCAUCGUCUUCUGUUCUUAAUAUAAAAAACUAAGACUACAAACCGUGAUUAACUGAUGGAUUUUAGUGCGAUUAGUUUAAUACCAUGGUACAAUUUUUUUUUCCAGACUAUAAUUUAAUCCAGUGUGAGGAUGUGUCACAUUGAAAUGGAUUCUACCAGGAACACAAGUCACAGUCUUCUUCUACCUUCCUAUUUAUUUUUAAAGGCGUGCACAGACAAUUAGAAACAAAGAAACUUGGACUGGAUACCUCAGUUUAGAGUUUUUUUUUUUUUUUUUGUUAUUUCAUCGUUUGUUUUGUUUCAGUUUCAUGAAUUACAUGUUUGUUAUUUGUUUGUUUCUAGUUUCAUAAAUUACAUGUUUAUUUGUUUUUAUGUUUUUUAUCUUUGCAUGUAUAUUUCUUUGUACAGUUCAUACAAAUUCUCGUGUAAAUAUUCUCAUUUUGCCAUCAGUUAUUUGAAAAUUAAACAUAAUGAACACAUA
Messenger RNA from Platichthys flesus (European flounder), 11651 nucleotides. Its product is annotated as triple functional domain protein-like. Gene Ontology annotation, cellular component: cytoplasm. Gene Ontology annotation, biological process: protein phosphorylation. The transcript has 63 exons. The coding region runs from base 238 to 9543 and encodes 3101 amino acids. The record is from RefSeq and is a predicted model, not a curated record. Lineage: Eukaryota; Metazoa; Chordata; Actinopteri; Pleuronectiformes; Pleuronectidae. Gene Ontology annotation, molecular function: protein binding; protein kinase activity; ATP binding.